Molecule: messenger RNA, 2520 nt
Organism: Microdochium trichocladiopsis
Lineage: Eukaryota; Fungi; Ascomycota; Sordariomycetes; Xylariales; Microdochiaceae
Exons: 3
Coding region: 267-2447 (726 amino acids)
Biological process (GO): DNA-templated transcription; regulation of DNA-templated transcription
Cellular component (GO): nucleus
Molecular function (GO): DNA-binding transcription factor activity, RNA polymerase II-specific; transcription cis-regulatory region binding; zinc ion binding
Source: RefSeq, a predicted model, not a curated record
CUUCAUCCUCGCGAGACCGGAGUCCCCCAAGACUUUUUUUUUGUGUGUGUGUGUGGUGUUUGCUUCUCCCCAACGGCACCCGUCCCGCUCCGCGCCGCCGUCCGCAAUCCACAACACGUCCUCCGUUCUCGCCUCCGCCGCUGGCACGGACCCGGGCCUCCGCUCGUGCGGCCCUGUGCUGCGCUGUCGUCCACUCGACGGCCUCGCUGCCGAGGCUGAAAAUCCGUCUGUGAGAGCAAACCACCACCGCGCCUUCCCUUACCACCAUGGAGGCGCGCGCGCUGGUCGGUGUGGGAGGCCCUUCGGCUUCCCAAUCCCCUAUCAGCCCAAUUGCCCGCCACGGCUCCAUCAAGCGCAAAAGGAGCACGACUGGGCUGGAUAGUAGCCCUGGCAGUGGCGAUGAAGACCACUCGAUGCUAGAUCCAAACGACAAGAAACGUCAGCCAGGGGUCAAACGCGCUUGCAACGAGUGCCGCCAGCAAAAGUUACGAUGCGAUGUUGUGCAGGACCCCUUUCAGAGCUGCUCGCGCUGCAAUCGCCUCAAGCUCGACUGCAAAAUCGAGUCCAACUUCAAGCGUGUCGGCAAGCGUUCGAAACAUGCCGAAAUGGAGAGAGAGAUUGAGCGGCUCCGGCGGAACAUCCGGGCAGCCAAGAGCCAAGGCUACGUUCUCGAGGAUGACCACGAAGACCUGGCGUCACAGCUGCAGUCUCCCGUGGCAACCAACGGCUACUCACAUACCCGCAACCCAUCUCUCAUGGGUUCUGAUGAGGCCGUGAGCUCCCUGCUGACCCUCAAGCGGGGAGGUUCCUACAGCAUGGCUGCACAACAUUACGCAUACGAACUCGAAUCCGUUCGACUCACCGAUCAAGACGUUCGCGGCCUCUUCCAGGAAUAUUUUACCUGCUACCACCCGUUCUUACCGUUCCUCAACCCCGAACAGUCACCAGACCUCUUCUACCAACAGCACGCACUGCUAUUCUGGUCCAUUGUCGCCAUCGCCUCGCGCAGGUAUCGACCGAAGCCUAGUAUUCUUCACGAGCUUGCCAACGGACCCCUCAAUAGGUUGUUGUGGAACACCGUGGGCGAUGUCCCAAACAGCUAUUUUGUCGUCAAGGCUUUGUGCCUCUUGUGCACCUGGCCCUUGCCAACAAGCACAACAACAGCUGAUCCGACACACAUCUUGUGCGGAGUCAUGAUGAAGGCUGCAACCGGUAUCGGCUUGCACCGCCCGAAUCAUACUCAAGACUUCUCACGAGUCUCUGUAGAGCUGAACAAAGACCAGCUCCACGACCGCGUGACGACCUGGGCUGUUUGUAACAUCGUCGCCCAAUCGAUAGGAACAGGCUAUGGACAGCCAGCUUCGACCUUGUACGAUUGGACCCUUUCAAUACGCCCUGGCGAGGAUACGCCAUUCACGCUGGCCCCGGAGCUUGAGGCACGGUUGCGCAUCGAGAGAUUCUGCGACAAGAUCUCCAAGGAGAUGUAUAGCAACGCUAGUGACCCUCGAGGAGUCGCAGGCGAUGAGCAUCGAGCCAUGCUCAUGCGCGUAUAUCGCAGAGACUACGCAGACUUGCAGGCGUCCAUCCAUUCUCAACCGCUCUCUUCGAUUGUGAUUGUCCACCUCAAGGCCGCUGCAGUACACUUGCGGCUAGCAGGCUUCUUCGACUCAAGCACAACGCCCGGAUACAUGGAUGAUCUGAUGGGCUUAUGGAGGGCUGUGUCCACAUUCCUAGACGUGCUUUUCGAGGAGUCGAAUCGCCACAUUUUGCUCUAUGCUACCAAUUAUGUGCAGCAGAUGCUAGUGGCCGCGGGUUUCGCCCUGCUGAAACUGAUGCGCUCGUUCUUUGCUAAGACCAUUGAUUUCGACCGCGGCCGGCAACUAUUUCACAAGACUGUACAAGCCAUCCGGACGACGAGCGUAUUAGAGAACGAUCUCCAGUGGCGUUUAGCCGAGCUUAUGGUGCAGAUGUGGAACGGCGCCCGCCUUGAGAAGGGCAAGAACACCUACCACGAGGACGACCCGGCAGCCAACAUCGACGAUAGCCUGCAGCUGAAGGUACGCUGCCGGCACAGUAUGAGCCUUGUCUUCGACUCGAUCUGGCGGUGGAGAGAAGAGUUCCAGGCCGCUGGACGAGCCACACUUGACUCGCUCAAACAAGCAACUAACCCGGACUCGGCUAACGAGUCUUCAGCAUCAUCGACGCAUCUUGAUAGCACACUGAUGCCGCCGCAACAACAAAACAUCUCGCAAAGCCUGCCGAACAUGAACGGCGGGCUCACGCCGCAGCCGACCCACGGAAUCACCAGCAAUGGCCCUAACAGCAUGAUUGCGGGCAUAGGCUAUGCCGGCGACGCAAACUACGACUUCUUCGACCCUCAACACUGGAUGCUGGAUGGUCUGCUGGAUUUUAAUUACAACUUUUCACAACCACUUGAGGGGAUGUGAGCAUACAGAAACCGGUCCUAGCCGCCUGGUCGCUUCCACCUUUUGGGAGAUGGCUUGGGUUGCGCCUAGCCAC